AUGACGAAGUGGACAAAUAAGGGUAUGAAUAACAAUCUAAGGAUCAAGAAAAGUUCAAAUGACAGAAGAGAAGCAUAUAAUUAUGAGAAUCAGCCAAUAGAUGAAUAUGCAAAUAUGUCACUGCAAGAAUAUGAGAGCAGAAUAGCUAAGCUAUGUAAAUUAUAUCAACGGAUAGAAUGUUAUGAAAGGAAUUUGCAUGGUAUUUGUGAAGAUGGGGUACAAAGAUUAAUGAGACUCUAA
Molecule: messenger RNA, 240 nt
Organism: Ordospora pajunii
Lineage: Eukaryota; Fungi; Microsporidia; Ordosporidae
Exons: 1
Coding region: 1-240 (79 amino acids)
Source: RefSeq, a predicted model, not a curated record